AUGUCCGCCAGCUGCCGGCGGCUGCGGUGUCGCGAUCAGGUGCGGAGACCCCGGCCGCGCACGCGCAGUCCAGGCGCUGGGGACACCGAGGGUCCCCGGGGAGCCGCCCUGGCAGCUGCCGGGCUGCCCCUUUCUCGAACCUUCGCUCGGCCCCGCGUCCGGACGCGCGACGGGUGCCAAAGCCAAUGGCGGACGCCUGGAAACGGAUACAACGGCGGCCAACCGAGGAGGGGGCGGGACGUACCUGGCGACGGGGGCGGGAGCGCGCAGGCGCAGAGGGCAGGCACCUGUGCGGCCGCGACCCCGCCCUCGGCGCACCUGGGCCCCGCCCCUGCCAGCCUGCGCGGCGUGGGCCGGGCCAGGCCGGGGCCCGGGGCGCGGGCGCGAGGGCCGGGGGGCAGCCCUGGGGGGCUGCAGAAGCGGCACGCCCGGGUCACCGUCAAGUACGACCGGCGGGAGCUGCAGCGGCGGCUGGACGUGGAGAAGUGGAUCGACGGGCGCUUGGAGGAGCUCUAUCGCGGCCGGGAGGCCGACAUGCCAGAUGAAGUCAACAUCGAUGACUUGCUGGAACUGGAGCAUGAAGAGGAUAGGAGCCGGAAAAUCCAGGGAUUGCUGAAGUCCUGCAAGAACCCCACAGAGGACUUCGUCCAGGAGCUGCUGGGGAAACUGCGCGGACUCCACAAGCAGCGGGGCCUCGGGGGCCACCCCAGCCCCUCGGACGACUCGGACGCCCGCAGCCUGAGCCCGCACCCCGACCGCGCCCGGCCCGCGCCGCCCUGACCCCGCCGCGCGGGGUCUGUAGACCUUGUAUAUAACGGUUCUGCCACCGCACCCCGCCUGGCUCUUUUCCUCUUGCCGGCUCCCGCGGGCUCCCCCGAGGCACCCCCCUGCUCCCCGCCGCCCCCCUGCAGGGGCCCUGGUGUCCCAGCACCCACAGCUGGCCCCGCCAGAUGGACAGCCGCUCCUCGCCAGCCAGAGAGCAUGAGAACAGCCCCUGAUGACCUGGCGCCUGGACUCACAUCCUGUCCUCCCUGCCCCUGCGGACCCUGAGUGGGGGCGGGGUUCCUGACCCUGCUCGGUCCCUGGGCCAGGGAGAGGACGCAUGCUCUCAUACCUAUGACCUCUCAACACUACUAAACCGUUCGCCCACUCCUGGAA
Messenger RNA from Echinops telfairi (small Madagascar hedgehog), 1158 nucleotides. RefSeq names its product protein phosphatase 1 regulatory inhibitor subunit 14A (gene PPP1R14A). Lineage: Eukaryota; Metazoa; Chordata; Mammalia; Afrosoricida; Tenrecidae. The record is from RefSeq and is a predicted model, not a curated record. Gene Ontology annotation, cellular component: cytoplasm. The transcript has 6 exons. Gene Ontology annotation, molecular function: protein serine/threonine phosphatase inhibitor activity. Bases 1 to 780 code for a protein of 259 amino acids. Gene Ontology annotation, biological process: regulation of phosphorylation.